GGCCAAUGCCUCUGCGGUAAAGUCCAAGUCACCGUAUCAGAAAAACCCCUAACCUCCUUCCCAACCCUCUGCUGCCACUGCACAAACUGCAAACGCCGCUCCGGCGGCAUAGCCUCCUAUGCCUUCACAGUCCCCAAACAACACGUCUCCAUCACCGGCUCCACCCAUAAAUCGUACCAAGAUCCUGAUACCGGGUCUGGAAAACCGAUGACCAGGACCAUGUGCACGGAAUGUGGAAGCCCGGUGUGUAUUAUCGAGGCCGCUAGUCCGGAGGAUAGGUGUUUGCAGUAUGGGUUGUUUGCUGGUGAGGUGGAGUUGCCGAGACCCGGGGUGGAGUUUUUUGUUAGGGAUAAGGUUGGGUGGGUGAAC
Aureobasidium pullulans EXF-150 is the source of this 369-nucleotide messenger RNA. RefSeq lists its product as uncharacterized. NCBI's taxonomy places the organism in Eukaryota, Fungi, Ascomycota, Dothideomycetes, Dothideales, Saccotheciaceae. The record is from RefSeq and is a predicted model, not a curated record. The annotation marks the transcript as partial. Gene Ontology annotation, molecular function: carbon-sulfur lyase activity. The transcript has 2 exons.